Messenger RNA from Trichoderma citrinoviride, 357 nucleotides. Its product is annotated as peptidyl-prolyl cis-trans isomerase. Gene Ontology annotation, molecular function: peptidyl-prolyl cis-trans isomerase activity. The transcript has 6 exons. Bases 1 to 357 code for a protein of 118 amino acids. The record is from RefSeq and is a predicted model, not a curated record. NCBI's taxonomy places the organism in Eukaryota, Fungi, Ascomycota, Sordariomycetes, Hypocreales, Hypocreaceae.
AUGGCCCGCCCGAGCGAUACUGUCAAGACUACCCUUGAGGAAGGCUCUGGUCCCAACCCUCAGGAAGGCGACACUGUUGUUAUGGCUUAUACAGGUUGGCUGAAAGACCCCUCCAAGCCGGAUAACAAGGGAACGAAAUUCGACUCCUCGUACGACAGACAUGAGGACUUUGUGACCAAGAUUGGCGUUGGCAGAGUCAUCCAAGGGUGGGAUGCAGGUGUCCCUCAAAUGAAAGUCGGCGAGAAAGCGAGGCUUGAUAUCCCUUUCCACGAAGCUUAUGGCGAGAGGGGCUAUCCUCCCAUCAUUCCUGCUCGGUCGGACCUUAUCUUCGACGUCCACCUGAAGGAGAUCCGAUAG